AUGAAUCAAAUACUUGAGUGUAAUGUUUGUGGAUCCAAUGAUUAUUUUCACGAUGACGUAUCUGAUAUCAUAACUUGCCAGGUUUGUGGCGCAGUAAUUGCACUAGAGCAGACCCAAGCUGAGCAAAACAUUGCAGAGUAUCAGAGAUCUCUAUUUGCCACAACUUCUAUCGCAAGUCAAUUAAUAUCGGCCGAUGAGUUUCAACUUGAUGAACCAAUUUCAGCAGAAGCAUCAGAGCACACUGGACGCACAUCACGCAGGUCAACUCAUGACAUUUUUGAAUCUGAUGGUUUAACGGAUGUUGAAUUGAUUAAUGUGUUGAACAACGAUGCCGAUUAUCUUAGAAUUUACAAAUGUCAACAAUUUAUUAUUAAGAUUAUUAGUGAUUUACACAUUGGGACCGGGCUGCCAGACAUUACAAAAUUAACAGUAAAGGUAUGGAGAAAAUAUUUGUAUAAAUUGUGCCAAUUUGGGGCAUCAAAACGAUAUUUAUCAUUAAAGCAAUCAACAAUUGCUUCGAUUAAAAUACCUCCUUUGAACAUAAACAUGGCACUGUCAUUGGUGUUACUCUGUUAUGUAUAUUGUGGGUGUGGAAUUGUUGCAAAUGAUAUAAUUAGAUGGGUUUAUCAAGGCACUAUACCUUUCGAAGCCUUUAGCGCUAAUUUAUCAUUUAAGACUAAGCCAUUGCAUAGCUCAAAGUACUUGGAAUUUAUGGCCAUAAAAGUUAAUAAAGUGGUUCAACUAGACAUGUGCAAGUGCAACGACAUUAGAUUUCAAAAUCUCACUUACAGGGGUUGUAAAACUCUCUGCCUUCCAAAAUAUAUCGCACAGAUGGCAAUUAAUCAUUGGAAUACGCACCAUUUUAGUGUAACACAAGGGGAUACUAGUGUUAGACGCUCCAAUAGCUAUAUCUAUGGCAUUGGAAAAUUUGGGUACCCAAUUCCAGUAGAAGUAGCGGCAACGAUACUCUUUAUCUGCAGGCGAAUUUGGCCAGUGUUCAUAAUUCCACCACCACCACUGCCACAUAAGCCAAGCACAGUACCACCUGACAAUAACAUGUCAAACAAAAUUUCUCUGAUUAACAAUAAAGACUACCUUGAUAACUUGACAUUUGACCCACAACGAAUGGCUUGGGUUGCCACUACAGUGAAACCUAUAGACGAUUAUGCGUUGGGAUAUCUUUCUUCGGUGCUAUUGCAAUUACAGGAGCAGAAGAGAUUAAUCCCCAAGUAUAAACCCUUCCUUUGUCGAUCAUUCAGGAGCAUUACCACACAAUUACAAUCAAUGAGCGAUACAAUUCACAUAUUUAACAACGUAAUUGAUUAUGAUAACGAAUUGUUAUACAAUGUUAAAACUUUUAACUGUAUAGGAAAUGAUAUGCAAGAUGCAUUAACAGGCGCCAUUGAAUACUUGAGGGAGAACGAUCCAAUUGCAUGCGAAUAUGUGACAGAUAAUGACAAAUCUAACUUUAUAUCAUUUAAGAAAUUUGUCGUGGAUUACUUGGCUGAAAAAUGUCACAGGAAAUUUUUUGAAGGGCUGCACAACAAAUUUUACAACUACGCCGACUAUUGCAAGUUGAGGUGUGACCCUCAAGUUUGGCUAAGGCAGAGAGGGUACUGGUCAGGUUCAAUAAAUGUUAAAAAUAAAGAUAACCCGGAGCACAAACUUAUAUCUUCAAAUGAGAUAUAUUCACGCAUAUUAAACCGUUUCAUACAUUCUGAUUGUUGGAGCGUGGAAAAUUGCAUCGACACAGCACAACCAUUACAAACUUCCGAUACAUUGAACAAUGAUUUGAUACGUGCCAUUUCAUUGGUAACCACUGGAAGAUCAACACUUAUCAGUGACAAAUUGGUGAUUGCAGAUGAUGGCCCCUGGAAAUCGUUAUCAAAAGAUGUUUUUAACAGGUUACAACCAGCAAUUCAGAUGCCGAACCCACAAGCUAAAUUGUACACAUCUCAACGUAACAUGUCAAAAUACGUGCCCAUGGAAGUAUUUGAAAUUGUUCAAAACCUACCCACUGCACUAUUUACUAUGGACACUGAUAACGGUGACAAUUGCAAAAGUGUUUAUUACGAACUGGCUAAUUCCCAUGUGCGGGACUGCAUUGGCAACCCAACGCUUUACGUACUAGCGCUGGUGCUGCUGGCAAACUUUUUUGGCGUUCAAAAGGCCUCGAUACAUCAGUGUAUCAAAUUUCUAUCACAAUCUUCCAGCUCCACUAUCGUCCAUAACUGA
Molecule: messenger RNA, 2235 nt
Organism: Babesia microti strain RI
Lineage: Eukaryota; Apicomplexa; Aconoidasida; Piroplasmida; Babesiidae
Exons: 3
Coding region: 1-2235 (744 amino acids)
Source: RefSeq, a predicted model, not a curated record